Molecule: messenger RNA, 498 nt
Organism: Paraphaeosphaeria sporulosa
Lineage: Eukaryota; Fungi; Ascomycota; Dothideomycetes; Pleosporales; Didymosphaeriaceae
Exons: 2
Cellular component (GO): nucleus
Source: RefSeq, a predicted model, not a curated record
AUGUCCAGCGGCUUUGUGUCUGGCGGCACGAUUGACGCGCCGAACGAGCGCGACGACGAGUGGCGCGCCGCGCAGGCCGAGCUCGAAGCGAAGCGGCUCGAGAGGGAAGACCGCGACAAGCAGCAGGACGGCAAGUCGCUGUACGAGGUGCUGCAGGCGAACAAAGCCGCCAAACAAGAUGCCUUUGAAGAAGCCACGCGCUUGAAGAAUCAGUAUCGCGCGCUUGACGACGAUGAAGCCGAGUUCCUUGAGUCGGUGCUAGAAGCUUCGCGGAAGAAGGAGGCGGAGGUGCGGAAGGACACGAUGGAGCAGCUGGACGCGUUUCGCAGGCGGCGGGAGGAGGAGGAGAGGAAGGCACUGGAAGCGGAGGCGCCCGAGGGCGCGAAGGAAGAUGAAGCACAUGCGCAUUGGGUGGCGCAUGGGCGGAAAAGGAAGAAGGGACCGGAGUUGUUGAAGGGCGUGAAGCUGAGGAAGACGAACGAGGCGUCUGAUGACAAG